Rubroshorea leprosula is the source of this 1103-nucleotide messenger RNA. NCBI's taxonomy places the organism in Eukaryota, Viridiplantae, Streptophyta, Magnoliopsida, Malvales, Dipterocarpaceae. The record is from the annotation of a GenBank genome assembly.
GGUGGUUUUUUUUUUAAUCAACGCCAUGUCAUUGUCCAAUCAUCGUCUUUUGUUAACGGGCCACAAAAAUGAAACGGAAAAAUGAUGUUUUCUAACGUCAUCCUUAACAGAAGGGGUGAUUUGCGGAUUUCAUGUAGUAGAAGGGCUGAUUUGCCAGUGUUUCUUGUACAGGGGCUGAAUUGCCACAACAUUGCAGGUACAGGGGCUGAAUUGCACCUUCUGCCUUUCACAGCUCAAAAGCUUGAGAUCUCACAACGACAACGGACGCAAAAUAUCUGCUAUUGUCACAACGUACGAGGCCGAAUCACUAACCCCACGAUCCAUUCUCCACGUGUCCCGAACUCAAUCCCUACCGUCGACGUCUCUGCCGAAAAAUCCGAUGAUGUCCAUGUGUCCCCUUCACCUUUCAUGCAAAUGAAGAGGAAGAUGCAGAAAGAUCCUCCGGGAAUGACGUCAGGUUCCGGUGACGAUAUUAACGGACUCGCGGUGAUCAGUACGAGAAAUGCUCGUCGGCGAAGACUCCAAAUUAGGGGGUUGAAGUGUACUUGCGAAACAAUGAUGAACAUCACCAUAACGGAGAAUGGUGACGUUAACGGAAUUAUCUCCGACGGCGAUGAUCGCGGGGUGAAGAGGUUGCAACUGAAGAACAAGGAGGAUAAUCUGAGUCUUCAGAGAUCGCUGGCAUCGUCUUCAUCAACGGAGGCGUCUGAGGAAAACGUUGUCGUUUCGGGUUUUGGGAAGAGAACGUGUAAGAAAACUGAAGAUUCACGGAAUUUCACGUGCAUGUCCCACGGGUUACAAUCGGUGAUCGGCCGGCGGAGAGAGAUGGAGGACGCUGUGAAAGUACGAAGGUUCUUAGUUCUGUACAAUUAUGGGCUUUAAAGUACGAAGGAGGUACGUAACGAGGUGGACAACCUAUCUGGGCUUCGUUUUUGGGCUGUUUUGUAUAUGUAAGCCAACCUGGGCCUUUACAAGAUGUAAACUCACUUCUAAUUUUCCGCUUAAUCUCCCAAAAUCCUACACCCAUUUCCCGCCACAGAUGAUCUAUCAACUAAGAAGAGAAGCAGAGGGAGCAAAUCCAAGAAUAGAGCCUUGGUUUGUAC